Messenger RNA from Tuber melanosporum (Perigord truffle), 336 nucleotides. RefSeq lists its product as uncharacterized. The record is from RefSeq and is a predicted model, not a curated record. Gene Ontology annotation, molecular function: nucleic acid binding; zinc ion binding; DNA-directed RNA polymerase activity. The coding region runs from base 1 to 336 and encodes 111 amino acids. NCBI's taxonomy places the organism in Eukaryota, Fungi, Ascomycota, Pezizomycetes, Pezizales, Tuberaceae. The transcript has 3 exons. Gene Ontology annotation, cellular component: RNA polymerase III complex. Gene Ontology annotation, biological process: termination of RNA polymerase III transcription; DNA-templated transcription.
AUGCUCCUCUUCUGCCCCCAAUGCUCAAACUCACUGACCGUCUCCCGCGCCCCCGAAACCGGCACUAACCGCCUCGAAUGCCGCACAUGUCCAUACCAAUUCCUCCUCGACCAGGCAUACUACGAGCGCAAGUCGAUGAAGCGGAAAGAGGUCGAGGAUGUACUCGGUGGAGAGGGGGCCUGGGAUAACGUUGAUCAGACGGAUGCGCAGUGUCCUGUGGAUGAGUGCGGGGGUACUAGGGCCUACUUUUAUAUGGUGCAGAUCAGGAGUGCGGAUGAGCCUAUGACUACGUUUUAUAAGUGUGUUUCUUGUGCGCACAAGUGGAGGGAGAAUUGA